Paramecium octaurelia is the source of this 726-nucleotide messenger RNA. Lineage: Eukaryota; Ciliophora; Oligohymenophorea; Peniculida; Parameciidae. The record is from the annotation of a GenBank genome assembly.
AUGGCAUUGAUUAAUAUCACCAACAUCGUUUUCGAUUAAGACACAGCACUGUUUAACACUCCAAUUCAGAUGUAAAUUACUUUCGACGUGAUGAGACAAUUGGAUGAGGAAAUUGAGUGGAAGUAUUAGAUUAUCAAAACUUAGACUUAUUUACAUCGGAUCCCCAAAUAGCGAUAAAUAUGAUCAAGUACUUGAAUAGUUUUCCAUGCCUCCUCUACAAUAAGGAACUAUGUAAUUUACUCUAAUGAGUUCUGGUCCAAAUUUUGAGCUGAUUCCUAGUAAAGAUGAUUUAUUUGGCGCUAGUGCCAUUAUCCUAAGUGUUAAGUAUAGAAAGCAGGAAUUCUUUAGAGUAAUUAUUUUGGUCUCUAAAGUGACUAGGUUGGAUAUUAUGUGUAUAAUACUUACUUGGAACCAGAAUUAAUCGAAAAUGACCCUCCUCAAGUGCUCAUUGAUAGGGUAUACAGACAAAUCAAUACGUCUGCACCCAGAGUUACGAGAAUCAAUAUUGAUUGGGAGGGUUAAAUGGUUCAAUUGUAUGUCAAUCCUCAAUAAAACAACCAAUCCUUCAUGUUCCAAUAAUAACCAAUUUUUAAUGAUAUUACUAAUACUCCUGAUUACUUACAACAAAGCAUAGCAGAUAAAAUACAAUAACCACAACAACAAUAACAAUAAUAUUCUGGCGGACUUAAUAAUAACUAAUACACUGAUCUUUAAAGCAUAUUUUGA